UAAAACCAAAGAAGAAGAACACAGUAACUAGAUAGUUAAGCUUUCUGCCUUUGACAGUACUAGCAACAUCUAGCAGCGAACUAGCAUCUCCAGAGUUGCUGACUAACAGGUAACGUUAGCAGGUUGACAGCUAGCUAGCUAACUAGUUGAGCAACAGCUGUAACAGCCCGACGGCAACAACAAGAAGCCAGUAUGGACUCCUGGGUUCGGUUUAAUGCCCAGAGCCAAGCUAAGGAGAGGGUCAUCAGGGCUGCUCAGUAUGCCUGCACGUUGCUGGGCUACACUUUACAGAAGAGCGGGGCCGCGGCUGAACUUCACCAAACCAUCACUCAGCUGGAAGCACACAUGAGCCUAACAAGAAAGUUGCUGCGUCUGGGAAACUCUGUGGAGGCACUGGAGGCUGCUAAGAGGGCCAUCCACCUUUCUGACAGCGUGCUGAGGCUCUGCCUGACCAUCAGCCACCUCAACAGAGCCAUGUACUUUGCCUGUGACAACGUCCUGUGGGCCGGAAAGGCGGGCCUCAUCUCCAAACUGGACCAGCACAAAUGGAGUCAGAGAUCUUUCAGGUACUACCUCUUUGCUCUGAUCCUUAACCUGACUCGAGAUGUGUAUGAGAUCCGCCUCCUCAUCGAGAGAGAAGCGCGUUACAGAGACGCCAAAUCCUCACCCCAACACAGCCCCACCCUGCCCCCUGACUCCUCCACACCAGCUGCCAUCGGUCUGCCAGUCAUUUGGUUCAGAAGACAGCUCCACCUGCUGGUGACGGUGCUGUACAGCAACCCGCCGCUGCUGCUGGACCUGCUGAAGAACACUUGUGAUAUCUUCAUCCCACUGGACCGUCUGGGGAUUUCUCCAACAGGGCCCGGCUUUGUCGGGGCCUGCGGCCUGACCUCCUCCGUACUCUCCAUCCUCACCAUGCUCCACCCCUGGCUCAAACUCAAGCCAUGAACCCAGAUACACACUGAUAUCAUCUCGAACAGGUUGCAUCCAUGAGGAGUUUAUUCCCCUCUGCAACACAUACUGCCUGCAUUUUAUGAACUGAUCAAAGUCCCAGCUUCAUGCUUCAGGUGGAGGUUGUGAGGCAGCUGCAUGGACCCCCACAUUCACAUAAAGCUUGCCCUCAUCCAUGAUGUCUUUCUACAUAUCAGUCCUGCAUCUUCAUCUGCCAUUACUCAGUAGAGAUCUCAGUUCUUUCCAGGGAGAAUGAUGAAAAUACAAACUCAUUAUCUUGGUGGCCAACAAGGUGGGAACAAACCACAUGAGGCAGGUGUAAAAGAACUAAUAAAUGUUCCAGUAUAGUCUGUUACUGAGCGAGGAAGACAUCCUGCAUCAUCUUCUGAUUUGCCCAGCACAGGUACUAUUGGUAAAGUUAUCUGUUUUUAGAUGUAGUUUAAGAAGCACUAAACCUCACAGCUGGACCAGCAACUAACAGGCAACAAUAUACACGGAAUGUCUUCCCAACAACAAAGCAUGCAAGCCUUAGCUCGACCCCGGUGAGCUCCGCUCGUCCCCUGCAGCGACGACUGGGUCGCCGACCGGGCGCUGAGGUCAGUGCUGGCUUCACUUCCUGUAGGUUAACAAAUAAACACAGACAAACUCAACCUAUAUACUUCUUCAUUGCCAUCAUGUCGUUACAAAGUCAGCAGCACACCAUUUGCAUGCAACCGUAUCUCUCCUCUGACGGGCUCAUAUUAAAAUGACAGCCAUGAUAUUCGACUUUAAUGGAAGACACCUUUCUCAAUCCAAGUAAACUGAGUUUGUUUUUUCAACUUUCUACCUGUAUUAUUUCUAAUUGAGAGAUGCAGGAGCAUAACUCCAUACAAACUAACUGAACCAUGUGCAUUGCUGCACUGAUCUUAAGGAUUGGAUGGUCAGGUCUGCGACGCAGUGUUGCAUUCAUGAAGGAGUAUACCUCUGUCACCAAGUCACACCGCACCAUCGGUUAACCUCCUCCUGACGUCACAGCAGCUGGUUUGUCACUCAGUGGCAUCAAAGCGUUCUCUCGACUGCACAUUGACAGGAUUUACUCUUUGAAGAUAGUGAGCAGCUUUAUGGAUACAACAUGAGAAUCUCUUAUUGAAUGUUAUUAACAUUUAUGUUGAUAAAUAACAAUGUCUAAUGUGUAAGGGAGACAACAUGCUGUACAGAUUGUAUAGCCCCGUGAGGCACAUUUGUAAUUUGUGAUAAAUAAAAUGUGAUUUUAAAGUGUUUGGUCAAACAGUAAAUGAGUUGUGGUACCCGCUUGUUUUAUAUUAGAGUUAAAGGGACUUCAAACUGUUGCAACUGCAGAGCUGGUGAAGUAAUAUUUUAAGUGACUGCUAUGGUGGCCAGCAUCAUGUAAACCCUGGUGUUGCUGCCCCUUGAAAGAUAGAGUAGAACCCCGUCAUUCAUCCGGACUAGGGAUGUUCCAUACCAGGAAUCUAGAUUUCAAUGCCAAUACCAGCUAAAUAAUAUCUACUCAACAUCACUGUGAAGACAACUCCUGGACUUAUACAAGUUUCUCUCAACAUCAGUUUAUGUUCAUUUGCUCUCACGCCGAUUUCAACACAGAUUUGUUCUCAAUGUAACAUCUUCAGGGGAAAAUAUGAGUUGACCGUAAAUUUACUGCGUCGGGGCUUCCUAAUCUGUAGUGUACAGAACUGUGUUGGAUUUAUUUGUCCUUUUGCCUGACUGGAGUUUUGAUCUAAUGCCAGCUUUAUUUAAUAAAACAACAUUCCCGUCCCCCUUAUCACUUUUCAUCAGUAAACAUCUACAGUAUGUUGUCACUUGGGGACCCUGAUGUCCGACAGUAUCACCCGUCUACAUUCUUUUGUGCUGAGUUUUUAUGAUUUUGUGGAUUAUUAUUGUUGCUUUCAAUAAAGAGCAUGAGCUGGCUGGACUGUU
Cottoperca gobio is the source of this 2883-nucleotide messenger RNA. It is a transcript of the gene pex11b, whose product is annotated as peroxisomal biogenesis factor 11 beta. Gene Ontology annotation, cellular component: peroxisomal membrane. Lineage: Eukaryota; Metazoa; Chordata; Actinopteri; Perciformes; Bovichtidae. Gene Ontology annotation, biological process: peroxisome fission. The record is from RefSeq and is a predicted model, not a curated record. The transcript has 4 exons. Bases 193 to 948 code for a protein of 251 amino acids.